Messenger RNA from Epinephelus moara (kelp grouper), 6672 nucleotides. RefSeq names its product SRY-box transcription factor 10 (gene sox10). Gene Ontology annotation, biological process: enteric nervous system development; morphogenesis of an epithelium; peripheral nervous system development. Gene Ontology annotation, cellular component: nucleus. The transcript is spliced from 4 exons. Bases 542 to 2044 code for a protein of 500 amino acids. The record is from RefSeq and is a predicted model, not a curated record. Gene Ontology annotation, molecular function: DNA-binding transcription factor activity, RNA polymerase II-specific; RNA polymerase II cis-regulatory region sequence-specific DNA binding. Lineage: Eukaryota; Metazoa; Chordata; Actinopteri; Perciformes; Serranidae.
CUUUAAGCCCCGGCACCGACACACAGAGCAGGCAUUCAUACUCGGGCAGCGCGAGCGAGGGGGCUCGGGAGCGAGCGUCACUUUGGAAACUCACGGAUUCUCGUGCUAAACCGGCGACCUCCUUUUCUCAUUACUGAAGUCGUCUCUGUUGGAUAUCAACCGCGGGACAAACGGAGGAGAGAGUGAAGGGGAAGUCAGGAGGGAAGUGAGACUGGGUGAGUUUGGUGCUGACAGUUGUGCAUUAGCAGGUAAACUGGGGUCCAAGGUGCGCGCUGAGCCGCCUAUGAUACCAACAACACGGAUGGAAAGAACUUUAAUGUGGAACCCUCACAGAGUUUUGCAACGGAGGCUGAGAGUAGAGACAGACUGGCAGUUCAUAUUAUAACUUGAAGGAGCCCAGAGGGACAGAUCAGACAGCCGACACUCCGUGCAUCACUGUAGGGAUUAACAGCAUCAAGGACCCGACAGGUAGAGCUGAGCGUUUAGGAACAGACCUUGCAUCUUCUGCGCACCUGGUGGCUUGUGUGUGUGUAGGAGGAGGAUGUCCAGAGAGGAGCAGAGCUUGUCGGAGGUUGAGCUCAGCCCGGGGAUGUCGGACGACAGUCGCUCUCUGUCGCCGGGUCAUUCCUCUGGUGCGACUGGCGGGGGGGACUCGCCUCUCCACGGGCAGCAGCAGCCGCAGCUGCCGCAGCUGGCGAGUCUGGACGACUCGACGGCGGGCUGCUCGUCCAUCAAAUCCGACGAUGAGGACGACCGCUUCCCGGCAGGAAUCCGUGAUGCAGUCAGCCAGGUGCUCAACUGCUACGACUGGACCCUCGUGCCCAUGCCCGUGCGCGUGAACACCGGAAACAAGAACAAGCCGCACGUGAAGAGGCCCAUGAACGCCUUCAUGGUGUGGGCGCAGGCGGCGCGGAGGAAACUGGCCGACCAACACCCGCACCUGCACAACGCGGAGCUCAGCAAGACCCUGGGGAAGCUCUGGAGGCUUCUUAAUGAGAGUGACAAGCGACCCUUCAUCGAGGAGGCAGAGAGGCUGCGGAAGCAGCACAAGAAGGACUACCCUGACUACAAAUACCAGCCAAGACGCCGCAAGAGUGGAAAGCCAGGUUCUGGAUCAGGAAGUGAGGCCGAUGGCCAUUCGGAGGGUGAGGUCACCCACAGCCAACCUCACUACAAGGGCCUCCAGCUGGAUGUGGCCCUGAGUGGGGGAGCCGGGUCACCUCUGGCAGAUGGGCACCACCCUCUUGCUGCAGGUCAGAGUCACAGUCCUCCCACACCUCCUACCACUCCCAAGACCGAGCCUCAGUCUGGGAAGGCAGGGGAUGGAAAGCGAGAGGGUGCUGGGAAUGGGGGCUCCCGUGGUGCAAUGGGAGCAGAGGGGAGCUCAGGUGCUCCGGGAUCUGGCAAACCUCACAUCGACUUUGGUAAUGUGGACAUUGGUGAGAUGAGCCACGAGGUGAUGGCAAACAUGGAGUCUUUUGAUGUCAAUGAGUUUGACCAGUACCUUCCACCUAAUGGACACCCAGGGGUUGGGCAGAGUGCUGGGGCAGGAGCAGCUGCAACGACUUCGCCUGUCUCUCCGUACACCUACGGCAUAUCCUCAGCUCUGGCAGCAGCCAGUGGACACUCCGCAGCCUGGCUCUCUAAGCAGCAGCAGCCGCUGCAACAUCACGGCCCCCCUCUGGGCUCAGACCCUUCCAAGGCCCAGAUCAAGAGUGAGGCUGGAGGUGCUGGGGGUCACUUCACAGAGGGAGCCUCAGUAGGUUCCCAUGUCACCUACACUCCCCUCAGCCUCCCUCACUACAGCUCUGCCUUCCCCUCACUGGCCUCCAGGGCUCAGUUUGCUGAAUAUGCUGACCACCAGGCCUCAGGGUCAUACUACGCCCACUCCAGUCAGGCCUCGGGGCUGUACUCUGCCUUCUCUUACAUGGGGCCCUCCCAGAGGCCCCUGUACACUGCCAUCACUGACCCAGCCAGCGUACCGCAGUCACACAGCCCCACGCACUGGGAACAACCCAUCUACACGACACUGUCGCGGCCAUGACAGACAACGAGACCAGAGGGCACUGGUGCAGGUUCAGCCCCCAUGUCAGACCCGAGGAGCAGCAGCUACAACAGCAGUGUUGGUGGUAUCGGUGGUGAAAGUGGUCUGGGCUGGGGGGAUUGGGCAGGCACUGGGAGAGUCGGCAGGGGAGGCAGGAGGGGAGAAACCCCGUACUGCUCUCGCCCAGAUGCAGAAGCGCUGUCACAGCCCAAGGAUGAGCUUGGAGCGUGGUGCUUUUGAAGCGUGGUUGAUUAUUUGGGGCACUCAGUGUAGUAGUGAGAGAAUGUAUUACAUUGCACCCACCAUCACAGAGUUCAGGUUAGAUUCACAGCAGCCAAGCCUCUGGCGCUCUAAACAGCAUAAUUGGCAGUGUUCAUAAGUGGAAAAGGAUCAUGUCCCUGUCAGUUUGGUGACUCCAUGUAUAUCAGAGGAGACACCUUGUAGUCCACAGCCCUCCCCAAGAAUCCACAAGGGGUCAGUGGCACCAGAGAACAUGGUACACACUGAUAAUUAGCAAGACUUUGAUCUGUAUUGUGAAGGGUGUGACUGAGACGGAGCCAAAUUCAUUAUAUAUGAAAUGGGGAAUACUGUAAUAGAAGAAUGGAGUGCCAAACUAUUUGGCUGUGGCCCAUUCACUUCUCAGGCAAGAUUGACCUUUUAUCAAACUGAUGUUAGUUUUGUAUUGCUUUUGGAAAUCAAUGCAACAAUUACUGAUGUCAUUCUGUUGGUACAUUUGACCCUAUUUAAUUCAAAUGAUUAUGCUGUGUUCAUUUAACAUGCCUUUUGUACACACAAUUAACAUGCAUGGAAGAAAAAUGCCAUAAAACUCUGCUGAAGUUUUGUUAAUUGUAUAUUAAGUCAAAAAAAAAUUUUUCAUGAUGACUGACUAUUAUCAUUGAACGAUGUACUUGAAAUUACAAAUGUACGUUUAUUGAUGAAGAUUUGUAAAAUGACCAAAGUUUUGAGACCAAAACUUGCAGAACAGAAACUGAUGUUUCUCCCAACGUGACACUCAAAACUACCUUACAUUUUGUAGCUAAUUAGUUUUCUCUUAGCUGUCAACAUUUUUCCAAUGUGACUGAAACAUACUGGUGUCAAAAGCUACUUUCACCUUAUUUUUUUCCACAGUGGCACUGAUGAGUGUGAUGAGUUUCAUCAAUAUCUGACGCAUUCGUGAAGAACAUUCAUGACAAAAGACAAUGCUGAACAAAUAUAAAUGCAGCACUUUUGUUUUUGCUUCCAUUUUUCACGAGUUACAAUAAAAAAUCUUACACUUUUCGCUACACCCACAAAAGGUUUAGUUCUCUAAAAGGCUCUCCUUAAAUCCAUUUUAGUGAGCAUUUCGCCAACUUAAUCCACCCACGAGACAAGCGUGGCAUAUCAAGGUGCUGAUUAAACAGGAUGGUUAUUACACAGGUGUUGUCUUGAGCUGCUCACAAUAAAAAGCCACUCUGAAAUGUGCAGUUUGAUCACACGCUGACUGCACGGAUGAAACAAUAAGCCGAACAUAAGCAGUCUCCAAUGUCGUUUCCAAGAAUUUGGCAGUACAUCCAACUGGCCCAGUGAGCCAGUCCAGGACCUUCACAUCAAGAUCGUCUCAGCACAGCCACUGAGAUGAGCUUCCCUGAGACAGCUUCUGACGGUUUGUGUAGCAAUUCUGAGUCUGGAGGUCUUAAAUCUUAAAUCUCGAUGCUGCACUGACAUAGUAUGUUUAUUUUGAUAGAGACUGUAUGCAAAUGGAACAUUUCCUGUGAAAAUGGAAGUGUAUUUUGAAAAGACACAAUGCAUAUAACAGGCUAAAGUUGACAAGGCAUCCCACAACAUCAACAACAGACACACCCAGACUACCUUGUAAAUCGUAUGUAGACGUGAAAAGUCCACAACCAAGCAAAUAUGUGACGAGGUCGGAGUGACAAUGUGCUGCCAGGUUGGGUUACACAUGAUUUGCAGUUGUGAGGCCGAUUGGAUGUACUGCCAAAUUCUCGCACAUGACAUUGAAGACGGUUUAUGGUGGUAAAAUUAACAUUCAACUCACAGGCAACAGCUCUGGUGGACGUUCCUGCAGUUGGCAUGCCAACAGCACUCUCCCUCAAAACUUGCAACAUCUGUGGCAUUGUGUUAUGUGAUAAAUGUACACGUUUUAGAGUGUUUAGGGUGUUAUUGUGAGCCUCACAAGGCACACCUGUGUGCUAAUGAUGCAGUUUAAUCAGUAUGUUAAUAUGCCACACCUGUCAGGUGGAUGGACUUUGUUGGCAAAUUGAUCACUGACACAGAAUUUGUGAGCAAAAUUUAAGAAACCUUAGCCUUUUGUGUGCAUAGGAAAAGAAACAGAAACUCGAAAAAUGGGAUCAAAAACAAAAGUGUUGGGUUUAUAUUUUUGCUCAGCAUACUUGCAUAAUCCAUUUUUGCUUUCCAUGGCUGCAGCGUGUCAUAGAAUACAUAUAGAAGCUUUUUCAUUGUUUUAACCAUUGACUGUAUUAAUGCUUUUUGCCGUUACUUUCUCCACUAAAAAUCUGCACCACUGCCUUUUCUUUUCCUUUUUAAUAUCAUUCAAAAUGUGUAUAUAGAACAGUAUUCAACGUAAAAUGUCAGAUCUUUUGAUUGUAGUUGUGUAACUUUUAAAAAAGAAGCAUUUUGGGGACAGUUUUAAUGUGGGAGAUGCCAAUACUGAGAAACAGUUGCCAGAGAUUGAGCGAGCAAAGCUUCCUGGAGAUAAUAUGUUUUAACACAGCCUUAUAUUAAACUCAAAAUGUGCCUGGUCCUUAACAAUACCUGCUAUUCAUGCAUGAAACAGAGAAGUGUUUUAUCUGUUAUGUUUGUGCCUUUCCCAGCGUUGUGGACUAUUAGUUAAACUGUUUUACACAUUAUGUUUAUCUCUGUUUGGUAUCUGUAGUCUACUGUGUUUCCUCAUCUCCAAAACAGAACUGUAUUUUGAAUAUCUUAUUCUCCACGUGCUUUGUUUUUAUAUAUAUAUAUAUGUAUCACUCAAAUAUUCUUUAUCACUACUGGACACAGAUCCAGACAAUAUGCAUGCAGCACUGCUUGUUUUAAUUCACAGUCCAUGGAAGCUUAAAGUCUGUUUGUAUUUAACCAUUGACCUCCAGCACAAGAGGCCACGUUACAUCUUUGUUGCUAUGUGUGAAUUAUGUGUAACGUUGCUAUGAAUUUUACAUCUCCUAUUUAUAUUUGUUUCAUGUUUGUGUGCGCUGUUAAAUUGUUUCUCUCCAUUAUGAGGACAACUGUUGACUGUUACUGCCAUUUUAGUAUUUCAUUUUUUGUUUUUCUUUCUUGUAUAACUGUUGCCAGCACAGCACGGCAACACGACUUCUUAAUAACAGCAGGAGCGAAAGCCUAAACAUGUGAUGAUGACUAAUGACCUUUUGCGCUCACUUGAAAUAAAGCUCUAUUAUUUCUGCUUUGAUACAAGUCCGCCUCUUGGAAUAUUUUUAUGAGGAAAUAAAUGACGAAACUAAUAAACAGCUCAUCUCAGUCAUCAACAAAUUGCUCCUGUUUUAUGAGGUUGAUAAAAACUCAUCAACAAAAACACGUCUUUAUGGCAUCUCCGCAUAACUAAAGGAUAAUUCACUUUCGCUGGUUGGGACUCACAGCUACAGCAAUCUACAACCGUUCGCAAAGGUAAGGUGAACAUGAGUGAUGAUGCAGGUGGUGUAUGAGUGGGGACGGUGUGUUUCAAAAGCAGCACGCAUCAGAUGUACAUUCGUAGCAUGUAGCCGUCUACUGCAACUGCAAGUUUCCUCAGACUGAACUUGAACUAAUCCAGCCCCAGAUGAGGGUAAGAUUGGUUAUGCGUGCCUAUAUGCAUAUUUCAGUGUGCAUGUAUGUGUGUGUGUUUCUCUGUGUCGCGGGUUAAGCCUGACUCCUAAUUCCCUCUCUUUAAUCGGCUGUGUGAUACUUUGGAAAGACAAAGAGGGCCAUUGAAGGGGAGCUAGGGGAGGAGGGAAACAGGGGCAUUGAGGGAGCCUUACCCAUAACUGCCUGGCCUGUAGCUUCACCAGGAUACAAAGGGACUCUCAUACUUGCUCUGCACAUAGACCCUGCAACCCCCACUACCCACUACCCAACCUCCUCCUCUCAUCCCCCACACUCACCCCAUCCACUAAAAAAAACCCUCUUGUUUCAGGUUGUAAUGGGAUUAAAACAUUCCAAAAGUUAAGAGCGUUAACCAGAAGGAAGAUGUAGGUAGAGAUAUUUCAUUACGUGAAUUCUGAGCAGCAAACCGUCAAAGCAGGUGUCGUUCAGGAGCAGAAGGACUGGGAACAGACGGUCAAUGGAGCCAUGAGGUCACCCCACCACCAUACGGUGCAGAGGAAGAAUGGAUCAAAAGCAUAGUUCGUUAAGUAGAAGGGUUUCUCCAAGUCAUAGAGACACAUUGAAGUUUUGGUAAAAUGUAACUCAAGUAUUGCAGAGCUGAUCUAAGGUUCUCAUUCACCAUCCUGAUGAGACACCAAGUAAUCACAUGAAGUAUAUAGCAUGGGUAUGGACAACACUCUAAAAUAUGAAAGCAUGAAGAGAAAAAAGCUAAAGCUGGCCACAUUAGUUGGGUCUGAUCUAAAAGGGACAGUUCACCCUAUUUAUCAAUAGUCAUUGUUUUGGUGUGAGAUGCUGAG